AUGACAUCUUUGACGAGAUAAAUAAGAACCUUUUUAAAAUAGAUAGAUUUAUUUAGCAUACCUGUUCCAGUGUUAACAACUGAUGCUAAGUCUUAGUAUUCAAGUUCCUAUAGUGGACUUAUUUCAAUUAUCGCAUCAGUGCUCAGUAUAGCUUACUUUGUUUACGUAAUUUAAGAGUGGGCCAACGGUAAUAUUCCUCCAACAAUUACAACUAAUUAAUAAGCUUAAGCUUACUCUGAAUAAGUUUUGGAAGAUAAUUUUAUUUAGUUCAGAUCAAAUGAUCCAUCAAAUCAUGAUCCUUUUAAACGGAAAAAUAACAUAAUUACUCCCUUAUUAUUUACUGUGGAAAAUUAUAAGAUUAUAACUGCUCCUACUCCAUUAUUCAGCGAUGAAAAUUAGCCAUUCACAGUGGGAUUAAAGAAGGGGACAUUGGUAGUAAAUAAUUUGAAUGACCAAAUUGAUGACUAGUCGUACAAGCCUUCGAAAAAUUAUUUAUUGAUAUUUAUUGAAUGUUUAGACUAAUAUUUAGAUGAAAAUAGUAAUUGUGCAAGUCAAGAAGAAAUUGAUUAAUAUAUGUCAGAGUAUCAUGGAUUUUUGGCUAUUAUUAUGAAGUUGGAGUAAUAUAACUAUAAAAAGGAUCAAAAAGAAUAUAUAAUAAAGUAAGCAUUUCAAGCGCUUUCACCGGCCUAUAUUCAAUAUACUUAAAUUUCAAUAUAGCAAAAAGAGAUUAAUAUUGAUAAUGGCCUGUUAUUUGAAAAUUAGAUUAAUCAUAACUUAAUUAAUGAUUUCUAAAUAAUUAAUUAAUCGAUUGAUAAUCAGUAUAUAUAAAAUAUAGCUUCGUCAUUUUCAACUUAGAAAUUUGAGUUAAAUGCUAUUUUCGCAUAUUAAAUAAGCAUCGAUAAUUUAUAAAUUUCAGAAAGGAUUAUUCAGCCAAAAUUAAGUGCAGUUUUGGCCUAUAUAGGUUCAAUUGUCUAAGUUAUAUUUCUGUUGAAAUACUUAGCAAUCUUCAUAAAUAACUAGCAGUUUAAAGAAGAGAUGCAAACUGAAAUUCUUCAAAUGUACUAUCCAAAAUUGAAAAAUGUAAAAGUUAAAAGAAAUGCAUUGGGUAAGAUAAUUUCCACAAAUCAGGGUAAUGAAGAUAAUCCAAAUGCAUAAUUUAUAAAAUAAUAUUAAGAUCAUCUUGAUUUAGCCUUUAAGAAGCUACGGCUGAUAAACAUUAUCUAUGAGCUAUCCCGGAUUGAAUUACUACUGGAGAAACAUUUUGGUCUUCAGAAUAUAUGUGAGUGUAGCUAAUUGGGAUCUGAAUUUUAGUUUCUUGGUCAUGAUAAUAAAAAUGAAUCUCCUAAAGCCUCAAUAUUAUCAGUUGGAAAUUAGAGUCCUUAACCCAAAGAGGAUAUCUUUACAUUAUUUAAUAAAAGUUGA
Paramecium octaurelia is the source of this 1422-nucleotide messenger RNA. Lineage: Eukaryota; Ciliophora; Oligohymenophorea; Peniculida; Parameciidae. The record is from the annotation of a GenBank genome assembly.